This is a messenger RNA of Alosa alosa (allis shad), 312 nucleotides long. Its product is annotated as histone H4. Gene Ontology annotation, cellular component: nucleosome. NCBI's taxonomy places the organism in Eukaryota, Metazoa, Chordata, Actinopteri, Clupeiformes, Clupeidae. The transcript has a single exon. The record is from RefSeq and is a predicted model, not a curated record. Gene Ontology annotation, biological process: nucleosome assembly. Gene Ontology annotation, molecular function: protein heterodimerization activity; structural constituent of chromatin; DNA binding. Bases 1 to 312 code for a protein of 103 amino acids.
AUGUCAGGACGUGGAAAAGGCGGUAAAGGACUCGGAAAAGGAGGCGCUAAGCGUCAUCGCAAGGUUCUCCGUGAUAACAUCCAGGGAAUCACAAAACCCGCUAUCCGCCGCCUGGCUCGCCGUGGUGGUGUGAAGCGUAUCUCUGGUCUCAUCUACGAGGAGACUCGUGGUGUACUGAAGGUUUUCCUGGAGAACGUGAUUCGUGAUGCUGUCACCUACACCGAGCACGCCAAGAGAAAGACUGUAACCGCUAUGGAUGUGGUCUAUGCUCUGAAACGCCAGGGCCGCACUCUGUACGGCUUUGGUGGUUAA